Molecule: messenger RNA, 1335 nt
Organism: Arabidopsis thaliana (thale cress)
Lineage: Eukaryota; Viridiplantae; Streptophyta; Magnoliopsida; Brassicales; Brassicaceae
Gene: AGL95
Product: AGAMOUS-like 95
Exons: 1
Coding region: 39-791 (250 amino acids)
Biological process (GO): regulation of DNA-templated transcription
Molecular function (GO): protein dimerization activity; DNA binding
Source: RefSeq, marked reviewed
CAAAGAGUGAGCAUGGCGAUAAACAAACUAAGACUUGCAUGGGUAGAGAACAACAAGUCAAGAGCAAAAAAAUUGAAGAAAAUAAGGGUAUGGUUAAUGAAAAAGGUAGAAGAACUAACUAUAUUAUAUUGUGUGCUGUUAAGGCUUGUAUCAUUAUGUUCAGCCCUCAUGAGGUUGAGCCAAUGGUGUGGCCAUCUUUUGAGAAGGCUCGUGACCUCCUAGACGGUUUCUUUGCCUUACCGGAUAUCAAGAAGAAGAAGAAACAGAUGAGUCUUGAGAUGUACCUAAAGGAGAAGACCAAGAAGGUUCAUGAGCAGUUCAUGAAGACUCAAAGGAAGCACAUGGAUCAUGUCACCGAUCAGUUGAUGGUAGAACUGCAUCGUGGUCGAAGACUUGAUGAUCUUGACUUGAGUGAGAUUAAUGCAUUGAUAUCUUUUUCAAGGGAAAAUAUCAUACUUCUUAGGAAGGAGCUAGAGUUUGUGCAACAUUCCCCUCUUGGUGAUCCACGGGUGCCUCCAUUUGAGGCGCAAUUCGAAGAGCUCACGACUAUCGCAAAUGAUGUUUUUGUAAGAGGUGGUCAGGUUGAUGAGAGAGCCUGGAAGAAUUAUGAAGCAACAAAAAGGGUUAGCAUUGGUAAUGCACUAAGGGGGAAUCAAAGUCAUUACUUGGUGGAUAAAUGGCUUUUUGCGUCCCCUAAACCUAGAGAACCUACCAACCAAUCGAGAUUAACCUACCAAACCAUAUUCUAUACGAAGGAAGCAGUAGCAACGGAUGCCCUAAUUUGGAUAUAGAGCAAGUUAGGGUCCCAGCGAUGACUUUCCAUGGUUUGGUUGGGUCAGCCUCUCAACAGCUACAACAUCACAACAUCAUCAAUACUCCAACCAUCGAUAUGUGUGAACCAAGACAACACCCUUUUGAUUUCAUGAGCUGCGAGUUAAGAGUAAAAGAGGAAGGAAGCACUAUUAAGAAUGGGGACUCACAAUAUCACGAGGGGAGUAACAAUAGAGCAGUCAACGAUGGUAUCCGUCAAGAGCCACCUCCUAAUGGAACAAUCAUUGGACAAAGUAAUGGUGAGGAAGGUAAUGCUAAUGUGACGUCGUUUGAUAUCAAUAAGGUUUGACCGUCCAUUAACAAUCAUCAUAUCUAGACUUUUAGUUGGUAUAUUUGUUCUAUGUUUCGUAUGCAAUUUUUUGAAAUUGUGUUUGUUUGUGAAUUAUGGACCUUUUGUUGUUGUUGUUUUGGAAAACUUCAAUCGAAGUGUCCUUGAUUAUGCUUAAAUUAAUAAAUCACUAGAUUAAUCUUUUCAAUCCAAAAAAUAAAAUACUAAUUACUCGG